UUUCCUCCACAUGCGCUCCUCCCCCAUCCUGCACGGCAAGUCCCGCUCUCUCGCUUAUAAUUAGUCUCCCCUCCCCAAAUUCGACCGUUAGCGGGUCUCCUUGGCCUUGUUUCUCGCCGCCGCCCCGAUCUCAAUGGAGGGAGGAGGAGGGAGCCCCUGCCGGACCCGGGCCCUCCACCGCCCGUCGCCCUCCUUCCGCCUCCGGAGCCCCAGCCUCAACAUCGUCCGCCUCCGCCGCGUCUUCGACCUUUUCGACCACAACGGCGACGGCGAGAUCACCGUCGACGAGCUCGCCCUCGCCCUCGACCGCCUCGGCCUCGGCGUCGACCCCGACGAGCUCGCGUCCACCGUCGCGGCCUACAUCCCCCCUGGGCGCGCCGGCCUCGCCUUCGACGACUUCGAGGCCCUCCAUCGCUCCCUCGGCGACACCCUCUUCGGCGCCGCGGCCCCCGGCGACGAAAGGGCCGCGGCGGUGGCAGAGGAGGAGGAGCAAGACAUGAGGGAGGCGUUCCGGGUGUUCGACGAGGACGGCGACGGCUUCAUCUCGGCGGCGGAGCUCCAGGUGGUGCUGGCCAAGCUCGGCCUCCCGGAGGCGCGGAACAUCGCGAGGGUCCACGAGAUGAUUUGCUCCAUCGAUCAGGACUGCGACGGACGGGUGGAUUUCCGCGAGUUCAAGCACAUGAUGCAGGGGAUCUCCAUUAGUAGCGCUUGAUGGACGGUCCAUGAUACGCUCUCGGCCAAUUUUGAGGGCGUAUCUUUGGAGAACCAGGGGGUGUAAUUAGCAACUCUCCUAUCUUCUUUUUUCUUUUAAUUUUACUUGGGGUGUUUAAUUAACCCUUUCACUUGCUCCAUAAGGGUGACCGAGGGACAAUACAGUCCUAAUGGAUCAUUCUCCAAGUUGGCUCUCUUUGUAGCUUAUAUUACCGAAUUUUGCUUCUUUAGCUCCAUUUAUUUUCUAGCCUAAAAUUUAAACAUGGAUAAAGAAUAUAAUGCCCCAUUAUCAUGAUGGUUCA
Molecule: messenger RNA, 1013 nt
Organism: Elaeis guineensis (African oil palm)
Lineage: Eukaryota; Viridiplantae; Streptophyta; Magnoliopsida; Arecales; Arecaceae
Product: probable calcium-binding protein CML27
Molecular function (GO): calcium ion binding
Source: RefSeq, a predicted model, not a curated record